UGUUUUUAUAAUUCUUAUAUCAUGCUGUUUAUGUCUAUUAUCAUGAGCUGUAGGCAGCUAUAGACCUAAUAAUACCAGGUAGACUGAUAUUUAUAAUCCAGUUUAUAGGUAGCACUAAUUGACUAACCUGUGAGUAUGUACUGGUGAUUACUUCAUAGUGUAUGAGAUAAAUAAUUACCGCAGUGCGCCGCGUUGCGGUCUGUAAACCUGAUUUAAUUGGUCUUGACCGAACAUCAAGACUCGAACAUCAAGACUUCAUUGAAGGGAUUUCUUGUGAUGACAGCGCGAUAAACACAGAGGUUUGAAGUGAUAGUUUAAGGAGACGCCGUGGUUUGCUCACUCUGCUAUAAGAGGUCAGCAAUCUAUGAUACAUGUACCAUCCYCUGUUCCAUGCAGUUGUUAUUUCAAAAGCUAGACGACAUUAACAGCGCUAGUAUUGCAAAGCUUCAAAAACGACGAAGAGUCAUCAGAAAAAGCCACCUCGAGUAAAGUGGGAAAAUAACGACUUGGAACAAACCUGUUCUUUCACAGUAUUAAGAAGAGCAAAAUAAUCAACAGAUCGAUAGAUGGAUGUGCAGUUCGUAGUUUGAUUAACUUAUUCCUUCUUACCUCCCGCCUUGCUCAAUAAUGAGGCUCAAUUUUCAUGUCGAUUUUUUCUUAUACCUUGAAUUAUUAUCAUAAUAUUCAUUCAUGAUGUUUUAUCUGGAACUUUUUUCUGGGUCUUCAUCAGAAGGAUUUUCUUUUCUACCUUGACCUUCCUUCUUUCCUUAUAAUUAUUGUCUUUUAUCCCCUUCUCCGUCUUAUUUUCAUUUUUUUCUUGAAUAAUUACCCGUCAUAUGAAAUUCUCUAAUUGCGACUACAGUUUCAAGUCAAAAUCAAACAAAAUGGCAUUUGGUGCACGUCACAUGUCUUCACCGACAGUUAACCUGACUUGUCAGUUGAAAAGUCAUGUCCUUGAACGGCCCGACCAAUCAACGAGGAGGUCAAGCCAAAAUCCACAGCUGUACAAUACGACAUGAUUCCUUAUUCAAAGCGGUUUGGGACUGGCUCAUUUUAAUUCUUGUYUUUUACACUGCCAUCGAAAUUCCGUACUCUGUAACCUUCACUCCACCCAAACGUGACACAAACGCCAGCAAGCACACAUCAUCACUCUGGUUUAUCGACGAAAUAACUCCUCUUACUAUAUGCAACCUCUGGGUAGACAUUAUGUUUAUUGUAGAUAUAUUUAUUAACUUUCGAUCAACUUUCAUCGAUCCUAACAAUGACGAGAUUGUCAGCCAGCCAAAGAAGAUUGCUCUACGUUAUCUGACCACGUGGUUUAUUGUGGAUUUCUUUGCUGCAAUUCCUUUCGAGUUGAUUGUUACUGAAAAGAUCGCAGAGACGCCAGCGUCGUUAGUUGGUUUAUUAAAAACAGCACGACUCUUAAGACUUGUUCGCGUUGCACGAAAACUCGAUCGAUACUCAGAGUACGGUCUUGCGGUAGUUAUUCUAUUAACGUGCUCAUUCAUGCUCAGCGCUCAUUGGCUAGCUUGUAUAUGGCAUUUUAUUGGUGAUUCUGAACUGGACUUAGAAAACGGAUGGAUAAUUAAACUAGCGGAUGAAUACGGUCGCAAUUCAUCAUCACCAAACAUGGGUCUAACUGUUGGCGAUCGUUAUGUCACCGCGCUAUAUUUCUGCUUAACAAGUAUAACGACUGUUGGAUUUGGAAACAUUGCUCCUAAUACAAACAAUGAGAAGAUCUUUUCUGUGUGCGUUAUGAUAGCUGGAGCUCUAAUGUACGCCGCCGUAUUUGGUAAUAUGACUGCGAUCAUUCAAAGACUCUAUUCCAGGACUUCACGRUUUCACAGGGAUUUGCGGCUUGUCGAGGAGUUCUCGAAGUUUCACAAGAUCCCGACAGCUUUACGAGAGGAUCUCGAGGAAUAUUUCCGUCACGAAUGGACGUAUACUAAAGGCGUUGAUCUAGAAAACGUUCUUAAUCGGUUUCCAGAGUGUUUAAGGGCUGAUAUCUGCCAUCAUCUUCACAAGAAGUUAUUUGAUGAGUGUUCAGCCUUUGCGARUGCUGAGGAAGGAUGUCUUCGUGCAUUAUCGAUUCGUUUUAGCAUGCGUCAUUUUCUUCCUGGACAUUAYCUCAUCAAACAAGGAGACGAGGUUACAUCUUUGUUUUUUAUUGUCAAAGGCAGCAUACAAGUGGUUAAAGAUGGUGUCACUAUCUCCACAUUAGGUCGAGGAGACACGAUCAGCUGUGAUUACGGGACACUCAGUCAUACAUAUCUACCUAAAGCUAACGCUAGUCUUCUUAUCCAAUCACAUACCGAGAUACACCACAUACCUUGGAAGGAUCUUCUAGUUGUCCUUAAAGCUUAUCCAAAAUUUAGAGAUAAUUUCUUGAAUGAGAUUGAGCUAGCAUACAAUCUUGGGGAUCCCAACGAGGAUGAUGAAAUUUUUUUGACGGACAAUCCUUCUGUGCCAAGAGUAAAGCGUCUGUCGAACGCUCGUUCAACGUUACAACCUUGUAGCCCUAAAAACUCUAGUGAAGAAGCUCAGUUGAACAAUGGAAGACUGCAGGGACAUUCGACUGUACGCUGCUACUCGUCUGAAAUAGUUCUWAACCACGACACSCACGUACCUACAGUUAUUUUAGAUCGACCACUUCGUACAAAGACACAAACACAAAACGAUCAAAUAAAACGCAUGGAAAAUAAAUUAAACAAUAUUGAAGAAAGACUUAUGAAUAUGGAAAAAGGAUUUAACGACACUCUGGGACAAUUAAUGGAMGUACUCAAGAAUAGACAGGAAUUUUUAAAUGAAACAGAACGCGAAACCUCUAUUGGAACACGAACUACUAGCGUCUAACCUCUUGRAUGUGCCAGGCAACACGCGGGGUUGACAAUUCACAGGGCGGGGCAACACGUGGUGGUCAGCGCAUUCACAGAUUGAAUCUGAUGAACAUUAUUAAUACCAUUCAAAAGAUAUUACAUGUGUUUGAAUGAAAUGACUACUUCCUUGCAUCUAUAAUUAAUUUCAUCAUUAUGAUCAUUACAACAAACACUAAAACAGUUCUACGAAUUUUAUUACAUUCGAGUUACUUUUGAGAUGCUUGCGUGUCCCGUUGCACGCCAURCAAUGCUUUCGAGGACGMUAAACURCAMGAGAAACAUUUCGGAUACAURAAUUACGUCRUAAGGUAGCUCUUUGCACGCAUUCUAGUCGUUAUUCYGGCCUUURUGUAAAGCAUUUCGUUCGGCACUYGAAGCCRGCUGACGAAAGGCCAGGAAAUUCAUGGUAUUAAGACAAAAACUUUUAAAAAGAACUUGAAAUCACACAUACAGAAUUUYAUUCCAAUUUCAUUGAGAUUAAUGCAUUAGAAAACUUACAAUAUUAUAAUAUCUUCACUAGACUUAGGAAUAUAGAAGAAUUAGGUAGACAAACUGGACGCCGUUUUGUAAAUAUCGACUUUUUAUUAAAGAUAUCCUCAA
Messenger RNA from Exaiptasia diaphana, 3476 nucleotides. RefSeq names its product potassium voltage-gated channel subfamily H member 6. Gene Ontology annotation, biological process: potassium ion transmembrane transport; membrane repolarization during action potential. The coding region runs from base 949 to 2853 and encodes 634 amino acids. Lineage: Eukaryota; Metazoa; Cnidaria; Anthozoa; Actiniaria; Aiptasiidae. The transcript is spliced from 9 exons. The record is from RefSeq and is a predicted model, not a curated record. Gene Ontology annotation, cellular component: membrane. Gene Ontology annotation, molecular function: inward rectifier potassium channel activity.